Molecule: messenger RNA, 2292 nt
Organism: Danio rerio (zebrafish)
Lineage: Eukaryota; Metazoa; Chordata; Actinopteri; Cypriniformes; Danionidae
Source: RefSeq, a predicted model, not a curated record
UUUAUUAUUGUCUUUAAUUGUUUAUGUACCAUAGCAUAAUCAAUGAAACACAACAUCAAAACACUGUGCUGAUGAGAUUGUCUUCUUGCUGCUUUGACACUGACUUUUGCCUAUCUUGUGUUUUUUUUUGUCCUUCUUUAGCAGUUGAGGACAAAGGCGGUCUGCCGAAGAAACCACUCAGCUCCUCUGAAAGACAAGGAGCCGGGGAAGCAAAGAGAAGAAAACGUUCCUGUGAAGAUCUUUCACAGAAGCCACACUCAGACUCUCCACUGUCUGCUGCUCCUGCGUCGACUUCUUUAUUGGAGGCUCCUGCAUCAGCCUCAUUAGUUCCUGGCCAGUCUUCGUCAUCGGCUCCUGCAUCAGCCUCAUCAGUUCCUGGCCAGUCUUCUUCAUCGGCUCCUGCAUCAGCCUCGUCAUUUCCUGCCUCGGCUUCUUCAUCGGCUCCUGCAUCAGCCUCGUCAGUUCCUGCCUUGGCUUCUUCUUCGGCUCCUGCAUCAGCCUCGUCAGUUCCUGCCUUGGCUUCUUCUUCGGCUCCUGCAUCAGCCUCGUCAGUUCCUGCCUCGGCUUCUUCAUCGGCUCCUGCAUCAGUCUCGUCAGUUCCUGCCUUGGCUUCUUCUUCGGCUCCUGCAUCAGCCUCGUCAGUUCCUGCCUCGGCUUCUUCAUCGGCUCCUGCAUCAGCCUCGUCAGUUCCUGCCUCGGCUUCUUCAUCGGCUCCUGCAUCAGCCUCGUCAGUUCCUGCCUCGGCUUCUUCAUCGGCUCCUGCAUCAGCUUCUGUGUCAGCUUCUGACGUUCAACCUAGAAGGUCAUCUGGUGGGUCAACACACAGUGACCCAGCACAUUCUGAGGUGUUAUUUGAGGGUUGGCACAAGAUGUGGGAGUCUGGUCUUCAUGGGCUGCCCAGUGCAGACAUACUGUGGCUUAAGGAGGAUGCUGAAAGGGGACUCUUUCAGAGGGCCAUGUCUUAUAAAGACAAACAUGGAAACAGAAAGUGGAGGAAAGUCCUGAAGGAUGACCGGAUGUGGUUUCACCCUCCAGAAUUUCCUGGAGUGGUGGAAGGAAAAGUCCCCUCAGCAGACUCCUUUUUUCACAGCUCCGUUUUUUUCUGGAGACCAGUCGGUGUGUGGCGUUACAGUCUUCGGUGCCCAAGGUCUGACUGCCUAGCACGCACCAAUCAGAAGGCUUUUCUCUACCGUUGUGGGUAUUCAUCCACGGUAAGACAGAUCUGCCACAUGUCUGGCUGGUACUCCAUGCUGACUGAGGUCCUGGCAUGCAACGCCUGUAGAAAGGCUGCAAAGGAGUCGGAAGAGCAUACUAUUGGUCGUUUCCUGUCAUGGGAUCAGUGCAUCCUUAAUCAGCUCAGUCCAGCUCACAGAGCGGUGUUUUCUGCUGUCUUGACGCUACGGCGUGGCGUGGACAAGCAGGUGAUCCGCCUGAUGAGGGAUCGCACUGAGGGAAACACCAUGGUGAAAGUUUGGAGACAGGUGCAGGAGAGCCACUGCGAGGACUAUCUGCAGAGAAAGGACUUGUACACCACUCUUCUCAGCCAGUACAACAAACCUGGGAAGAUCACUCGGAGUUUGUGCCAGCAGUUCCAGCGACCACCAGCACGGAGAGAGCCGACAUCUGCCAGACUGAUGAGAAAGGCGUUCCUUAUCUCAGAGGCAGAUAACAUCGAGGACUACCGUACUCAGAUUAUGUCCACAUUUGGGCAAGUCCUGAAGUACGACUCCACCAAGAAGAUCUGCAAGAAACUCUCCGGCGAUGGAAAAGGCACUGCAGAGUGGUGUACCAAUGUGGCCAAUGAGCAGGGGCAGAUCCUCAUAUCUGUUCUCACCUGUGAGGAGUCAUUGGAGAAGAUGAGGCAGAUGGCUGAAGGCCUCAUGGAGAGGUACAGGAGAGCUGACGAGGCACCGCCCGAACUCAUGUAUGUGGAUCGUGGCUGCUGUCGCGUCCACGCUGUGUCCUCGGUUGAGCAGCUCUUCAGUGACUGGACGGACAGGGGCAUGCUGGUACGGCUGGACAUCUUUCAUUGGAUCCAUCGAUUCGAUGCAGCCCUACGGACAGAUCAUCAUCCAAAGUAUGCCCUGUUCAAGUCUGCCCUCUCUGCUGCCGUCUUUGCCUACAACAAAGACGACAUGGCUCUUCUGGUACAGGCGAUACGUGCCGGUCACCCAACCAACUAUGCCUCCCUGACUGACAGCCAGAUCAUCGAGCUGCGUGUCAGUAAAUAUGACCUCAGCCAUUACGUCAGGAGGAUCACAGUUGGUGCACAGGAAUUGAUCUCCUGAAGGG